AGCCUUUACAUAGUUCGCACCCUCCCUUUUGUAAUAUAUUAACGGCUUUAAAUUGUGUUGAAAAUAAAAUCAGUGUGAAGAGUAAUGCUUAUAAAAUUAAAGGCGCCCAGUCGACCCUAUCAAUGAAUCCAGCAGAUCGUGAGGCUUUUCAGCUUCAAAAAGUUUUUAUGACUUGUUUCCGUCAACAUUCGAGAUCCAGAAAACAGCCAGCUCUGCUCGCUUGCAUCCACUGUCUAUCCAAGAUACAAAUGAGAUCAGAGAGAUACAGUUUGGUAUACGCCGAAAAUAAAAUUGAAAAGUGGGAAGAACUUGUCUAUCAUCACAAAGAACAAUUUGGAGACACACCGGAGAGGGUAUACAAAGGAUUACGUAGUCAACGAGGCCUUCUCGGCCAUGGCAAACAUGCAACACGACAUAUACAGGAUUUUACAGAACGCACACUCGACACUACCGACCCAAACACCAAGUCUCUGAUUCUAGAAAUUCAGAGCGAGCGUCAAGUCUUAUUUGAAGUUCUUGAAACAUCAAUCUCUUCAUUGAAGGACAGAAUUGAGCUUCUAUCGAACUUGAUUUCCACGGAAAGUUCGAUCAGAAGUAUGGCCAUGGCAAGCGAACAGAUUGCAGGAAGCAAGCGGGUCAGAUUGUUGACCGUUCUUGCCUUUAUUUUCUUGCCCAUCAGUCUUGCAUCUUCGAUUUUCGGUAUGAACAUACAAGAAAUCAACGGUACGGGAAAGAACAUAUGGUGGUUUGUUGUGAUAUCAUUUGCGCUCAUCGGACUUGUCAUGCUCGUAUGGCUUGUUGCGGUGGUGGGCAUCCGCGUCUUUCAUGCAUGGGUUCAAUCUUAUAUACCUCCCACCCGUGAAGGGCCAAGGGCACCAGAGAGCUGGAAAAGGAAGAUGGACUUUAGAAGAAAUCUAAGACGGGAGGGGAUAGAGUUUAGGGAGUUUGUGGAUGCAGCGAGGCCUAGAUGGAGAACGGAAUAUACUGGGGAGGGUAUACUCGAUUGAGGGUUGUUAUUGCAUCCGAUGAGGAUGAGGUUCAUCCUUCCAAUCCAUGUUCAAUCUGAUCCGUCCCGUCC
Messenger RNA from Aplosporella prunicola CBS 121167, 1078 nucleotides. RefSeq lists its product as uncharacterized. Bases 123 to 1007 code for a protein of 294 amino acids. Gene Ontology annotation, biological process: metal ion transport; transmembrane transport. Gene Ontology annotation, cellular component: membrane. The transcript has 2 exons. Lineage: Eukaryota; Fungi; Ascomycota; Dothideomycetes; Botryosphaeriales; Aplosporellaceae. Gene Ontology annotation, molecular function: metal ion transmembrane transporter activity. The record is from RefSeq and is a predicted model, not a curated record.